Messenger RNA from Drosophila subobscura, 558 nucleotides. RefSeq lists its product as uncharacterized. The record is from RefSeq and is a predicted model, not a curated record. The annotation marks the transcript as partial. Lineage: Eukaryota; Metazoa; Arthropoda; Insecta; Diptera; Drosophilidae. The transcript has a single exon.
AAACAAUUCCCAAAAUUCGUUGUGCGGCUUUUUUCGUUGGCUUUUAUUUUGGCUUUUGCUUGUGUCAAAUUUGUUGCACUCGCCAGCGAGACCAUGGCGGACGACAGGCCCUUCAAUCCGUUCUACAUUGGACCGCACCCGAGCAGGGCUUGCGCCAUACCCGAGAUCCCCGGCCAGCAGUGCAAUCCCGCCUGCGGAGGCGCACCCUCUGCCGCAGUGCCCAACGGCAGCAGCAGCGACCAGUGGUCCCGCCCAACAGCGCAGACUGGUGCACAGGGAGCAGAAGCCGCGGCAGUGCCCAUCUCCAUUGGCACGGCCGCACCUGGACAAUCGCUGGCCGCCACUGCCGCACCACCCAUCCUGGUCAGUGGAACAUCCAAGCCGGUGCAGCCGGGAUCAAGCGACCCAACACACUGCCAGACGUAUCCUUGCCUGGAGGCAAAACAUAAUUAACGCAGCGACAUCAAAGUCGGGCAAAAGCCAAACAAAUUCUUGCACUCAUUCCACCAGAGUGAGCCCCGAAACAGAGACAAUAAAGCAGCACAACAAUGACCCCAA